UUCAAUAACAUCUAGAGAGAGAAAAGGCAAGAGUUUAGAGUUCUAGAGAGAGAGAGAGAGAGAGGGACGAGAAUUUGAGAGAGAGAGAGGGAAAGAUAAUGGAGAGUUCUAGCGCGAUGGUGCCUUUCCCUUUGCUUACAACCCCAGUUGAGAGCACAUACAGGCCAUGCACCAUCCCUUACAGGUUUCCCUCUGACCCUCCUCGUAAGCCCACCCCAACAGAGCUCUCCUGGAUCGAACUCUUUCAGAAAUCAAUACCCUCUUUCAGGAAACGAGCAGAGAGUGAUGAUACAGGUCCCGAUUCUCAUGAUAGGGCUGAGAAAUUUGCUCAGAGGUAUACAGAAAUACUUGAGGACUUGAAAGCAGAUCCUGAGAGUCAUGGUGGACCUCCUGAUUGCAUUCUUCUCUGUAGGAUUCGGGAACAAAUCUUAAGAGAGCUAGGCUUCAGGGACAUAUUCAAGAAAGUUAAGGAUGACGAGAACGCAAAGGCUUUAACACUAUUUGAGGAGGUGGUUCAGCUUAAUGAUGCCAUUGAAGAUGCAAGCAAGCGGGUGGAAAGCUUGAUUAGGGGAAUAUUUGCUGGGAACAUUUUCGAUUUGGGGUCUGCCCAGCUUGCAGAGGUCUUUGCAAGAGAUGGGAUGUCAUUUAGAGCAAGUUGUGAAAAUCUGUUGCCUCGACCUUGGGUUAUUGACGACUUUGACAUCUUCAAAUUAAAAUGGAGUAGAAAGUCAUGGAAAAAGGCUGUAAUAUUUGUUGAUAACUCAGGGGCAGAUGUCAUUCUUGGGAUAUUACCCUUUGCUAGAGAGUUGCUUCGACGAGGUACACAGGUGGUUCUGGCUGCUAAUGAUUUACCAGCCAUCAAUGACAUCACUUAUCCUGAACUGAUUGAAAUUAUAUCAAAGUUGAAGGAUGAAAAUGGGAAGAUCUUGGGUGUCGAUGCAUCAGGACUUCUUAUAGCAAAUUCUGGUAAUGAUUUGCCGGUCAUUGAUCUCUCUGCUGUGUCUCCAGAGCUGGCAUACCUUGCAAAUGAUGCAGAUCUGGUCAUCAUGGAAGGGAUGGGUCGCAGCAUAGAGACGAAUCUUUAUGCUCAGUUCAGAUGUGAUUCACUGAAGAUUGGAAUGAUGCGCAAGCAAAAGUCUACAAAUUGUGAUUUUGAUUUCUUUUGCUUUAUGGAGAAACAGGUGAAGCAUUUUGAGGUGGCUCAAUUCCUUGGAGCGAGGCUCUAUGAUUGUGUGUUCAAGUAUACUGAAGUCUGUGACGAAGUAUUGAAACAGUGAUCCGCUUUUGCUCAUCAUAUUUUCUUGUAUCUUUACUUGGUUCGCUUUUGUUACCCCACAUGUUAUAUAACGUGUGGGUUAUUCUGUAGACUUCUACCCCAUUGACCCCGAGUCUGUGAGCUAAUACUAUGUGAGCUCCCGAACCCAUAUAUACAGACACUAUUGCUCCCAUCUGUUAAUGGUAGCUUCCGUGGUUCAGAAUUUUAUCAUACCAUUAAUCGCCAAUUAUUGAGUUACAAGAAUAAGAAAUAGAUUUGAACGGAUUGGGGACAUCAUUUAGAAUCA
Molecule: messenger RNA, 1562 nt
Organism: Amborella trichopoda
Lineage: Eukaryota; Viridiplantae; Streptophyta; Magnoliopsida; Amborellales; Amborellaceae
Product: damage-control phosphatase At2g17340
Biological process (GO): coenzyme A biosynthetic process
Cellular component (GO): nucleus; cytosol
Molecular function (GO): pantothenate kinase activity; ATP binding
Source: RefSeq, a predicted model, not a curated record